AUACAGCAGGUAGCAGGGUCAGAGCAGACCAGAAACCGGGUAGGUCGGUCUGGAUAGAAAACACAGCUCCACACGGAUAAUAUCUGCAUUUAACUCGGCCGGACGGACUGAAGGACUCGGUUUAGCUAGGCUAAUUUGUUCACUUCAGCUCCGGAUAUAUAGCCUACAUGUAAAAUAGUUUCCUUUUCUGCCUUUCACCGUCAGUUUCAUCUCAUUCAGCCUGGAAAAGAAACCCAGCAGACUGACGACACGUUGCGCAACCUAGACAACAAUAACGAGCCAAAGACGCCAUCACCGGACGGUCCGCUCCGGUUCCCCGCCAGUCUCAGACCUGCUGCUUCCAGUCGGAGCUCAAACUUCAAGAAAACCUUCAGUUUUUAUGUCUUCAGCUACAUCUGUCCCCCAGACAGACAGACAGACAGACAGAAGGACAGACCAUCUGCUCCCCGCUCAGUCUACUGGGUUCCUGUUGACCUGCAGUAGUCUGUCUCUCUGAAGAACACAAGAUGAGCAUGGGCGUGGCCGCAGCCAGCCGCCAGCUGUGUCUGAAGAGGCUACUGGACGAGCCCCGGGACAAUUUCCUGAAAUGUAAAGUAGCUCGUCUCGAUCCCAAUCCCCCCGCCAACGGCCUCUCACGCUGCCUCAGGCCCAGAAGCCCCACCCCCAAGUCCAACCAGAGCCAAUCCCCAUCCAGAAUCGGACCGUACUUCCUGUCUGAACGCUGCGAGGGGGAGAAAACUUACAGGGCCGUCCACGCACACACAAAGCAGCAGUACACUUGCCAGGUGCUUCCUCUACGUGGUUACCAAGAGCGGUUGGCUGCCUACGCACGCAUCGGUCACCAUGACAACAUCUGCAGCCUGCUGGACGUGGUGAUUGGCCAGGACAGCGUAUACGUCUUCCUGCCCGGUCACCACGGCGACAUGCACGCGUACCUGCGAAGCACGAAGCGUCUAGGCGAGGAGGAGGCGGGGCAUCUGUUUACCCAGAUGCUGAACGCGGUGACGCACUGUCAUCGCCACGGAGUCGUCCUGAGAGACCUGAAGCUCCGCAGGUUCGUCUUCACAGACAAAUACAGGACUCGUCUCGCUCUGCUCGGCCUUAACGACUGCGUCCUCCUGGAAGGUAACCAUGACGACGACUCUCUGACGGACAGACACGGCUGCCCCGCCUACGUCAGCCCCGAGCUGCUGACCAAUGGGAACAGGUCUUAUUCGGGCCGUGCCGCAGACAUCUGGAGCCUGGGUGUGUCUCUGUACACCAUGCUGAUUGGACGAUAUCCGUUUCAGGACACGCAGCCCGCCGCCCUAUUCGCCAAGAUCCGCCGCGGGGCCUUCAGCCUGCCUGAUUGGUUGUCACCGCAAGCCAAGUGUCUGAUUGGCUGCAUGCUGAGGAAGUCGCCCACAGAGAGACUGACGGCGACAGAGCUUCUCAUGCACCCGUGGCUGACCAAUCCCAGCGUGCCACAUCACAAUAAGCACAAAACGCAUCAAAGCUCACACAAAACACUACCGAAUAAACAAGAGGACAAUGACCAGGUGGUGCCAACAUGGACAGAAAAACACUAACACACACAUUUGUGCUUCUAUACUUGUGAGGACCCACAUUGAUAUAGCGCAUCCCUUUAGCCCCUAACCCUCACCUUAACUGAUAUACUCCAACCCUUUACCAAACUUUACCUAAACACACCCUCACACACACAGUCUGAUCCUGGUUGACUUGACCCAACCCUCAGGUGCCUUCCUCUCACUGCGUCUCAAUAUGUAUAAAUGAAUGGGUUCAACUCGCAAAGUGGAUCAUGUCCCACUUGCCUUCAGUAUUAAACUAAGAACUCAUUAUUGACAUCCCACAAGGGGGAUUCGAUUGAUCCACUUCACACCUGGUUACAUAAUCUUUUCUGAUCUAAAGCUAUAGUGCAUAGUUUCUGCUGACCCCAUGAGGAAUUCUAAGUAAUGACAACAAUGCCACAUGACAUACCGAUUUGAUCACGCACGCACCCCCACACAGUUGCUAGCAGCCACAGAGGACCCGGAGGAUU
Molecule: messenger RNA, 2038 nt
Organism: Etheostoma spectabile (orangethroat darter)
Lineage: Eukaryota; Metazoa; Chordata; Actinopteri; Perciformes; Percidae
Gene: trib3
Product: tribbles pseudokinase 3
Exons: 4
Coding region: 507-1568 (353 amino acids)
Biological process (GO): regulation of MAP kinase activity; positive regulation of proteasomal ubiquitin-dependent protein catabolic process; protein phosphorylation
Cellular component (GO): nucleus
Molecular function (GO): ATP binding; mitogen-activated protein kinase kinase binding; protein kinase activity
Source: RefSeq, a predicted model, not a curated record